Molecule: messenger RNA, 2503 nt
Organism: Protopterus annectens (West African lungfish)
Lineage: Eukaryota; Metazoa; Chordata; Ceratodontiformes; Protopteridae
Product: C-type mannose receptor 2-like
Exons: 5
Coding region: 1-2013 (670 amino acids)
Source: RefSeq, a predicted model, not a curated record
AUGUCCUUAUCUGGGAUACCAUGGAAGAGUAAGAAAUGGUACAGAACCAAGGAAAACCAAGGAAUGAAUAACAGACAAAGAGAUGUCCUUAUCUGGGAUAUAUGGAAGAGUACGAAAUGGUACAGAACCAAGGAAAACCAAGGAAUGAAUAACAGACAAAGAGAUGUCCUUAUCUGGGAUAUAUGGAAGAGUAAGAAAUGGUACAGAACCAAGGAAAACCAAGGAAUGAAUAACAGACAAAGAGAUGUCCUUAUCUGGGAUAUAUGGAAGAGUACGAAAUGGUACAGAACCAAGGAAAACCAAGGAAUGAAUAACAGACAAAGAGAUGUCCUUAUCUGGGAUAUAUGGAAGAGUACGAAAUGGUACAGAACCAAGGAAAACCAAGGAAUGAAUAACAGACAAAGAGAUGUCCUUAUCUGGGAUAUAUGGAAGAGUACGAAAUGGUACAGAACCAAGGAAAACCAAGAAAUGAAUAAUAGACAAAGAUAUGUCCUUAUCUGGGAUAUAUGGAAGAGUAAGAAAUGGUACAGAACCAAGAAAAACCAAGGAAUGAAUAACAGACAAAGAGAUGUCCUUAUCUGGGAUACAUGGAAGAGUACGAAAUGGUACAGAACCAAGGAAAACCAAGGAAUGAAUAACAGACAAAGAGAUGUCCUUAUCUGGGAUACAUGGAAGAGUACGAAAUGGUACAGAACCAAGGAAAACCAAGGAAUGAAUAACAGACAAAGAGAUGUCCUUAUCUGGGAUAUAUGGAAGAGUACGAAAUGGUACAGAACCAAGGAAAACCAAGGAAUGAUAACAGACAAAGAGAUGUCCUUAUCUGGGAUAUAUGGAAGAGUACGAAAUGCAGGAAAAGAACAGGCACAUUUUGUGCAUUUUAAUCUUGGAUUAACCGAAGAUAUGCCAAGGAUCAGUGCUCUCUUCUAUCUGUCAGGAGCUCUCUGCUUUUGUCCAUCUUUGUUAUAUCGGUAUUAUGUUUUAGUGACAGAAAACCGGGACUGGCUGCAAGCUCAGGAGUAUUGUCAAAGCCAUUACACAGACCUAGUGGCAAUUGGCAGUCAGAAGCAGAUGGACCUUAUUAAUGAUCUAAUUCAAAAAACAAAUACUCCUGGUGUAUGGAUUGGUUUAUAUCGCAACGCCAGUACUUACCUUUGGCAAUGGUCAAAUGGAGAUCAGUUCAUGUACUCACGAUGGCUUGAUAGACAACCUGGGCAACACAGAGACAUGUGCACUGCUAUGUCAUCAAACUGGAGUGAUGCCUUCUGUAGCAAUGCAUAUUAUUUUGUCUGCUUUCAAGUGAGCAGCAAUUCAUACUAUUUGGUGACAAAAGCUGUGACCUGGACAGUGGCUCGAGAUUACUGCAGAGGACAACACACUGAGCUUGUCAGUAUCAAGAAUGAUGCAGAAAACCAGGAGGUAAAAAGUAUCAUAGGAGGAUACACUGUAUGGAUAGGACUCUACUGGGAUUCUUCCAGUGGUCAGUGGCAGUGGGCAGAUGGAACAUUUUCAUCUUAUCAGAACUGGGGUGGAAAUCAACCAGAUAAUUAUGGAGGACUAGAGCAUUGCACGCACAUAUGUGUGAACUGGGUUAAUCUUCCAUCUGGAUUCUGGAAUGAUUACAUCUGCAGAGGCACACUAUAUUUUAUGUGCUAUCAAGAGGUGGAAUAUUAUCUGAUAAAGGAAAAAAUGACAUUUAUGGAAGCUUUGUUCUACUGCAGAGAACACUUCACUGACAUUGUGAGUAUGCCUCACAUUGAUGCACAGAUGCAGGUGGCAGACUUUGCCAGUAAUGCCAGUGGAGAUGGGGUGUGGAUUGGAUUACACAAGGACCAGAUUUCUGGCCAGUGGGUCUGGAUGAAUAAAGAUCCAUUUUACUACUUCAAUUGGGAUGUAACAUUGACAGAUGCACCAGAUCGUUGUAUGGUGAUGAAAACAGACAAUUUCAAUUGGACUGACAGUUGUUGUUCCAACAGCUACGAGUUCAUCUGUUACAAUAAAUCCUCAUCAUACUAAAGCAGAGCUUUUGACAUCACUUGAAUCUCAAUUGACAUCAGCUGAAUAAGCACUUCAUUUACACAAAAUAGUAACAAGUUAACAGAUAUUAUUUGUAACAUAUUUAAAAUGCAUAGAUCUGGAAAAUAUUAAAGAAGCAAGUCAAGAUAUAUGCCUUGGGGGUACAUGAUAUUUGGAAGAAGCACAUUUUGUUGAAUCAGUGUGCAUUAAUUCAUAUGGCUGAACCCUCAUUAGGUUGAAUACUCUUUUAAAUGAAAUAUUAUUUUCUACAUGUAUUCUGUAGAUAAUCAUAUUUAUAUUAGACAUAAACAUGUAAACUAUUCAAAGGAUGUAAGUGUUUUUGCAGGGGGAAGAUUAUGCCUACCUACCCCUCUAUGAUCCUACACAUUAGAUAUAACUGUCAUAGCUGACAUGUAGCUCAGAGUACUUUGGAAAAAUAGUAAAUAUUUGUUUAAUAAUUUAAUUAAAUUUUUGCAUGCACCUUCAUUAC